This is a messenger RNA of Meloidogyne enterolobii, 912 nucleotides long. The record is from the annotation of a GenBank genome assembly. NCBI's taxonomy places the organism in Eukaryota, Metazoa, Nematoda, Chromadorea, Rhabditida, Meloidogynidae.
AUGUUGGAAAUGAUUAAUAAAAUUAAAAAAAUUAAUAGAGAAGAAGCCGAAAAAAGUAAAAAAGAGGAAGUUAAUAAUUUAAAAAAUAAUUUUAGAUUAAAUAAAUUUACAAAAACUACUAAUCAACCUGUUAUAACAACAACAGCACCAAAAAUAUUAUUUACAACAAAAAUUCUCAAAAAUUUAAUUCCAAACAAAAAUUUAACAGAAACAACAAAAACAACACAAAAAUAUAAAAUACUACCAACAACAACAACAACAAAAACAACAACAGAAUUUUAUACAAUUCAACAACCCCCAACAACAAAAAAUAAUUAUUUAAUUCCUUUUCAACAAAAACCUAAAACAUUUGGAAUAACUCAACAAAGAGUUGUUUGCCCUCCAUUAGAUAUUUUAUUUAUUGUCGAUUCAAGUGGGUCUGUUCACAAAAUUUAUGAAACACAAAAAGAAUGGUUACAACAUUUAUUAGAAAAUAUUGAAUUAAAUGAUGAUUUAAAUGAAAAUAAAAUAAAUUUAAAUCAAUUAUGUGGACAUCGAGUAGCUUUAAUUCAAUUUGCCAGUUCUGAUUUACAGAAAAUUGAAUGGGAAUGGGAUCAUUUUAGAAAAAAUUGGCAAAUGAUGGAAAAUUUUCAUAAAAACGUUAGACAUAUAACUGGAACAACAUAUAUUGGUCAAGCACUUAAACAAGCACUUAAAUUAUUGGAAGAACGUAGACGACAGGAUGAUGCAAUUAAGCAGGCAGAGGCUAUUAGAAAUUUACCUAAUUUACAAUUUUAUGCAUUAAGUAUUGGGCAACUUAGUAAUAUUGAACUACUUCAUCGACUUGUUGAUAAUCCCUCACAUGUAUUUAUUGGAAAUGAAGCCUCAGAAUUAUUAAGGUCCCAACUUUUGAGAAGAAUUAGGUGUAACUAA